Molecule: messenger RNA, 14378 nt
Organism: Cinara cedri
Lineage: Eukaryota; Metazoa; Arthropoda; Insecta; Hemiptera; Aphididae
Source: the annotation of a GenBank genome assembly
AUGAAUUCAUCAAAUGAUGAAUCAAACAAACUCGAUACUGCCUUGUGCUUGACUUCCGACGACGAACAAAUAGAUUUACAAGAAUUUUUAGAUUUUCUUAUAUUAGCUUAUAGGAUAAAUGAUAUCCUAACUUCGGAUAAAGAUAAAAACCUACACGAUUCCUGUAUCGAUUGGACUGAAUUAUCUCGUAAUAAUUUGUUUUUACGGUUAUCGGAUAAAAAUUACGACGUUGCAAAAGACGAGGUACGAAAACUAAUAAUGCGCGGUACUAGUAUUGAACGUGUACAAUGUGUUCUUAAACACAAGCUCAAAGAGAUAAUGAACGAGGGAAUUCUGGAUUCCGUUCUUCCGUUUAUAGUUAAGAAAACAUUGAUCACAAAUGUUUUAAAGACAUUUGAAUCAAUCGGAUCCAAAAUUAGUAAUAAUCCUUUAAACAAAGAUAAAAUGUGUUCAAAAUUAAAAUGUAAUACGACUGACAAUGCCAUCAUCAGAUCUAAAGGAGAGUAAGUGACUAAUAUCAUUAUAUUACAUAGUCGUUUCACUAAUAAAAAAAUAUUAAACAAAUUUGAAUAGUACCGAGAUUGAGAUAAACGUGUGCGACGCAGUUCAAAAAAUAAAAAAAGUUUUCCGGUGUCCUAAACGGCUUCUCAUUUCCAAAAUGGGUUAUUUUUCUGAGGUCACCAAAGGUAACCAAAUAAAAUAUAUACUUUUUUUUCUAUUCUCAUCGUGUUUGUAUAAAACAAUUAUGUUUUAGGUCAACGUUUGGAAGAUAUCGAUAUAUCAGUGCAUUGUGAAAUACCUAUAUUUGACUGGUUAAUUAAGUGGGUCAAGAAGGAUUUGAAACCAAAGAACGAAUGGCCAUCUUUAGGUAGGUGUACCUUUAUUUUAAUAAAGAACUUCAACGUUGAACCUCAUUUAGUCAAAAGGCAAGAUGCGUAACACCGUUUUCAUACUGGAAAAAAAUCUUUAUGCAUUUGUGAAAUCAUUAUGAUUUUUAUAUCACACGUAGAAGCUAAGUGCUUAUACUUACAUUUCAGGAUCUUCAAUGAUUUUUGGAAACUAAUUAUACGUGUUUGUCAACUUUAACAGUUUUAUCAAGUGAAAUUAAGAUUCAAAAUUUCCUGAUUUAAAAUACGAUUUGAAAUAGUAUUAAUUUAUUUACAUACCUUCUUUAGUUUUAAGUUUUAAGCUAAAUAUCAAUAAUUUCAGAAAUAGGUGAAGCAAAUGGCGAUAUAACUCUCGAAAUUUGAAUAUAUUAUGUAUUAGAUGUGAUAUAAAACUUCUCUACAUUUUAAAUGUCAUGCAUUUAAUGAAGUUAUUUAGUCCCCUUAUUUUAUUAUAAUAUGAAUACUGUCAUAAUCAUAUUAAAUAGCAUUAAAAUAAUAUACAACUGGACUUUGGUCCAUUCAGGAAAUAAUACUGUAUACAACAAAAUUAUGUUAACAUGAAUUUUCGAUAUGACAUGUAUUGGGCUGAACAGUAUUAUAAAGCUAGUUUUAUUAACAUUAUGCUUACUAUACCAAAUAUAAUAUUUAUCGAAUAAAAUCGAAUUUAAUUUUAUAUUAAAAUUCUUAAAAAAGAAUGAUAGGAAUGAUACGUGCCUAAUAUUUGUUGUGAAUUUAAAUUAGAUUGUAUUUAAGAUAUAUUAUAUUUUAUUACACAACGGGAAUUUUUUUAGAAUUUACAUAUUUUUUUCUUCAAAUAAUAGCAACUAGUCAAUAAUAAACCAUUUUAAUUUAGAAUAGGAAAAAUAAUAUACCUACCGUUUAUACAAUUUAUACACUACACAAUUUAUAACUACACAUUUCUAUAGAAAAAUAAUUAGGUAACUAUACAGAAAUUAAAAAAAAAAUUAUGACCCAAUCAAAAUUCAAAAGUUUACCGAGCACUGAAAUAAUAUUAGUAAACUACGUUCAUAGCGACUUCAUUAUGUAAAACUGAUUUGUCGAUUAUUACUACAAUUUUUUUUUAAAGUCAAAUAGGUAAUUUACUAGCUUUUUGUUUUAACUAGGCACGGUUAUCACCAAUAAAUAAUGUUAAACUAUUACUUAUAAGUAAUGAAUUCAAUUGUUAUUUUCAUUGAUUGCUUUAAAAAUAAAUUGCUACCUUCUGUUACUAAUUACAAUAGCGUUAUGAAAAAACUCCGGAAAAUCUCACUAGAAGCGAAGACCAUCCAUAGCUACCAUAAUUAUGAGCCAAGGAAUUUUCAACGCUACCAUGUUGACGUUAGUUGUUUUCGGCACCUGUCGUUCUGGUGAUAAAGUCAAAAUACUUAGUAAUUUUAGUAUAAAAUAAUAUGUGAUUUAUAUUCAAAUAUUUAUAAUGUGUUAAAAAUAAAAUUUAGUAUUAAUAAUAAUAAAAAACUGAUACUGCUGAUGAGUAUUUUGGUAUGCAUAACUUUCAAGUUUACCAUUUAUGAAUUAUAACCGUUUAAAGUUUAGACCGGAAGUUUAUUGCUUUUCCCUACUCUUCUGGUCUAAACUUUAAUCGAUUGUAACUCAUAAACAGUAAUUCUGAAUGUUAUGCAUACCAAAAUUUUUAAAACAAAAUAUUCUCUAUUCGAAUCUGUGUUUAAAAUGGGGGUUCCUAUUUGAAAAAUAAAAGUAUGUACCUAUAGGUAAAUACAGUAAGGAUAAAAAUUCAAAAUGGGUUUAAAAUAAAACUUAAGCAACUCCACAAUGAUUAAAAACAAAUAGUGUUGUUAAAAGUCCAAAAUUUCAUUUUUUUUUAUUUAUCAUGUGAUUUUUUCCUUUGGAUUUUUAUAAUUGGAUAAUAUUUCAAUAUUAUACGUUAGUUAUAAGUUUAUUAUCUAUAUGUGUAUAGUUGUUAAGUAUAUUUUUACUAAAUUUUAAUUUAAUAUUUUCUAUUCUACAUUUUUUUUUAUAUUGUUUAUACUUUAUUAUAAACAUUUGACGAUAAAUUACAUAUUAUUUUAUACUAAAAUGACCAAUGAAAAUAAUUUUCACCAUAGUAUAUAUUAUUUAUAUUUAGGAAAUGUUUGAUAAGAAUAUUUGAUUUCUACCCGUACAUGAAAUAUUGAAAACGUACAAAUACCCUUGCAUAGCUAUUGAGUCAUUGAAGAAUAUUUUUUCAUUUUUCAGAUAAUGGAAAUGUAGUACCGAUUUUAGUUUCUGCGUCAUUUCUUCAAAUGGAACCAUUAUUUCAAGAAUGUUUACUAUUUUGUAAACAAAAUAUUAAUGAUGUUUUAUCGUCUUCGGCGAGUUUCGGUUGUGUUAACGACGGAGUAAUUACAAGGUUUGUAAGUAAAUUUACAUCGUUAGUUUGAUCGUAAUUUGGUUUUAAAACGGGCAAAUGGUUUUUUUCCUUAUUUUUUAGGCUAUCAAAUCAAUUUAACAAUCAAGAUAUUGAAAAUAUUAUUGACAUGAAAGAUAAGUUGAAAUCUCGUUUGUUUACGAAGUUAAUAUUGGAUUUAUGCAAAAGAAACCCAAAACGUGAACUAGGUCAUUAUAGUACAUUAGCUUAUGCAUACCAGUAAGUUAAAUUAAUACGUUUAUAUUGUUUCUAAUAAUUUGGUUUCUUUUCAAAAUUUAUUUGUAUGCAUUAUCAGAAACAAAAAUCAUAUUUUUAUAUUAUACAUUAUUAAAUUUAAAGUUCAAUGUAUUUUAAGUGAGUGAACUGAUUCAAAUUUUAAUUGGCUAUUAAUGAAUUUGAAUAGGUACCUUGUCAUUUAUUAAUAUUAAUAACACACACAUAACAUUAACUUGCCAUUACAUCAUUAUUACAUUUAAUGUUCGUUCAAUCAAAAAUACCUUGUUCUUUUAAAAAAAAAUAAUCUUAUUUAAUACGAAUAAUUUGAUUAUUCAUCCUAUGUUUAGUUGUUAACAGUGUACAUUUUAAAAUACGAUUCGAAGUAUUUUUGUAAUGGUGUAACGUUAAUUAAAAGUAGAGUUCAUAAUUUAUUAUAACAAAAUAAUAGUAAUUGUUAUUAUAAUAGGUACCUACCUACGCUGAUAAACUUUGUUAUAAUUUCCGGUAUAGGUAGGUAGACUUUUCCAUUUCACGUUUUAGUUUAUUAUACGAAAAUAUAGUUUCGAUAUAUUUAUUACAAUAUAAUAUCGUUAUAUCAUAUUUUACAAAGUUGUAUAUAAUAUACACUAUAUUAUCAUAAUAUAUUAUGUUAAAUUAAAAUUGUUCAUAGAUAAUAAUAGAUAAUAUUUGUGAUUCUAAUUUUCUAUUACUUUUAUCUCAAAUGUAAUAAAAAGAUUGAUGUUAUUAAAAACAAUUUGUCUGAUAAUAUUGUAAUUACGAUAUUUAUUUAAUUUUCUAUAAAUAAUUUAUUUAUUUAUAAUUAUAUAUACGUACGUUUGAAACAAAUACACUGUCUCACCGCGUUAUGUUAUGUUCCAUUUUUCAUCUUUAAUUAAAUCGUAAGUUCAAAUUCAAUUUACAUAAAAUAUUAAGAAAAAUAAGGACUAAAAAUUAAUUAUCAUAUUAUUUUAUUUUGAGUUUUUAAAAAAUGUACAAUUUGUAUGGUCCUUUUACACUGAACUGAUAUCCGAAACACAAUAUAAACAUUGUAGGUAUAGAGAAAUGUUAUUCAUAUAUAGUGAGAAACCUUAGAUCUCAAUAUUUUAUUGAUAAAAGAUCUGCAGUUCUUUCCUUUUUUAAAAAAUGUAUGGUUAAUAAUUAAUUCACAAUUAAUCAUAAUUAUUAUGAUCAAUAAUGCGAUAUUAUAUUAAUCUAUGUCAAUUGAGUUGCCUAUUCAAAAGGAAGAAUAACAAAUAAGACAAAUAAUAAUAAUUUUAUUUUAUAAUAUUGGUCAAUAUUAUUUCAUAUUUGGUUAUAAGUAUUAUCAAAAUAAAUUAUUCUUUAAUUUAUUAAAAAAUAUACACAUCUUGUACUUUUUGUUACUUAAAUGAUUAAUAAUCUCUUUAAAUUUAGUUAAAAAUAUGGGUUACCAUUUGCUUUUAUACCUAGGGUUGUUCCUUUUUCCAUGAUCGAUUAUUCUUUUAAUUAAUUAACCGAAAAGAUCAAUUAAUUAAUUAUUUGAAAAAGUGAUUAAUUUUUAAUCGUUUUGUAUUAAUUAUUUUUUGUAAAUAAUCAACAACUGCAUCGCAAGUACACAAUCACAACUUCAAAAAAUUAAUUUUAUAAAAUAAUCUGAUUAUUACAAUCAUUAUGGUUAAAUAAAAGUGAAUCAAAAAAAAAAUAUUUUAAAUAAAACAAGCCAUUUUUUAUAAAAUAUGAAUAUGAUAUAUAGCUAAUAUUAAUAAUUAUAAUACAAUUUAUAUUUUUUCAUUUAAAUAGACACCAAUUUGUUGACGCAGAUAUUGCUUAUAAAAUUAUUAUUCCGUGAUUUUAACGUUAUUUAACAUAACCCCAAAAACAUAUAAUUGUCUGCGCUCAAUUAUACAGCGGCAACAUUUUAAAUAUGUUUGCAUAAUUAAACAGAACCUUGAUGAGGUAGAGUUGUUCGAAUAUAUCUUCCAAAAACGUGAACUCUUUAAUUAUUUUGUAAUCAACAGUAUCACUAUUAACAGUAUCUGAUAUCUGAAAUGUAAUAUUUCAGUAAAUUUAUUCAGUAUAAUAUGUACUGAUAAAAAAAGUUAUUAAAAUGUUUAGGUUUUUGUGUCUAAAUAUAGAAAAUUAAUUAUCGAUUAAUUGAACACCCCUAUUUAAACUUACAACUUGUAUAAUUAGUAACAAUUAAUACUAAUGAGGGUACAAUUUAAAUCCUAAGAUACGAAAUUAAUACAAUUUAAGCAUAGUAAAAAAUGUAUAUUAAAAAAAAAAAAUGCUUGUUAAUAUUAAAUCAUUGAUAUUUUAUUUUUUAGCUAUUUGGAGUCCUAUGAAGUUUAUACUCGGGGCUAUUUUAAUAUAAACUAAUGUUAUAUUUCUUUUUAGUUACAGUAAUUAAAAUGUCUAUGCAUACAUAUUAAUAUUUGUCAAGGUAUUUCGAAAGCAGAUUUCAAAGUCAUUUAAUCGAUCUAUUUAUAGUUGCUGUCGUUGUAACACGAUUUUGGUUCCAAGUGUUGCGGGUAGGAUACCUUGUAAGCCACCGACCUUUAAAAUUGCUCAAAAUGGAAGUGUAAUUGCUUGUCAUUUGAGGUAAUCACGUUUUUUUUUAUGUAUCAUAGUAUAUUUAUUUAUAUGUUUUUUUGUUUUAUUCAUAAUAUUUUACUAAUAUAAUAAGUACUGGGCCUAGAUACCGUUUCAUAACAGAUUUUAAAAUUUAAUGUGGCUCAUAUUUUCAUAAAUGAAGUAUAUUAUAAAAUAAUAUAAGUAUAACAAGUAAAACCAUAACAAAAUUAUAAAAUCAUUGUAAUAUUAUGAUUUUAAAAAGAGAGAGGUUUGAAUUUAAAUGUCUCGAUAUGAAUAUAAUAAUUGUAUAGGUAACUAGUCAUCAUAUUAUUUUGGUGAACUAGUAUUUUUUUUUUUUUUUGGCCAAUAUCCAGAGCAAUAUUUUUUUUGGCACAUCUUGUUACAAUAUUAUUAUCUUAUAUAAGUAUUAUAUUUACAGUAAGCAACAAUAAGCUAAGGUUUGUAGGCAAACAAAUAACCUAAAUUUUGAAUGCUAUUGUUGAUAUAGUGUAAAAAUAUUAAAUUUUUUUAACAGUUUUAGAUUCUGAGUAAAGCAAGGAAUGUAUUAGUUUUACAAUGAUGUUAAUUUUUUUUUUUUAUAUUAUGUACAAAAAUUUUACUCUGAUGUAUCUAGUGUAGUAGAUUUUCUGAAAGGGAAUUUUAUCUUGAUGGUACAUUAAGAAAGUUAUUUAUUGAUUUUGAAGCAGAUUUCAUAAUAAUUGUGAAAAAUUUUAGUAAAAAUGUAGGAAUUAAUUAUUAUUUUCAAAUUGUUUUUGUAUGUUAUGUCAUUUAGUUAAACAUGUUUGAAUAGAUUUAGAAUUAGGACAGAAAACAUAUAUUAUUUCCUUUCUUUUUUUUCUAAACGUGGCAAAAUUUUCAAAACAUUUGAGCUAUUUUUAAACUAUUUAUUGACAUUUCAAUUUUGCUAUUUGUUUACGUAAUUUUUAUUCGGUAUGUACUUCUGUGGAUAAAAUUGUUAGACUAAACAGAAAUGCUUGGAAAUUGAACAAGAGGUUCUUUAUAAGUCGUACUUAGUGGUGAAAAAAUAAUUUAGUGUAAUGUAGUAUUUUUAAGAGGUAUAAAAUUAAAUUUUGACAAAAAUUGUAUAUAUUACGGUCUUUCAAUAUAUGUAUAAUUGAACUUUGCUCAAAAUCGUUUUUCCUUAGAAAUUGUUUAUUGUUGUUUACAGGUAGAAAUCAAAUAAUUGUAUGUAUCUUACAUUCCCGACUUUGUGGGAAGUAUGCUCGUAUUUUUUUUUAUUGAAUAUUUUAGUUCUUUCUUAGUGAAAUGUAUAUUAAUUGUAUGUUAAUUUUCGACAGAGACAUGAUCAAGAUGUUUUCUUAUUAAAAAACCUAUAAUUAUCUAUUUCCAAUAUCUAAACAUGAAAAUUAUCUUUUCUACCUAAUAUUAUCUUAUAUUAUUAAUACUGUAUUAUUAUAAAAUCGAGAUUUUUUAAUAAUUUUUUUAAUCUUAAUCGGCUUAAAGAAUUUUAAUUUUAAACAAAUUUUAAUUAGGCAUUUUUUUUAAAUUUACCUAAAUGGGGAAAAAUAUUAUAAAAUAUUGAUUAACAUUGUUUCUAUCUUGUGUGUAAAAUAAGAACAAAGAUAUUCUGUAUUUCCACCAUUGGAUACUCUGGCUGAGUUUAGGGCAAAAGGACCUAUUAUAUUUACUUAUGUCUGACUUAAUGAUUUUUUAAAAAUAUUUUGUUAUCUUAAAAAUGUAUUAAUGGUUCAAAUUAAGAGAAAUUAAAUUAAAUUAAAACACGCAUAUUUUGACAAAACAAAAAAAAAUAAAAACAUUCAAAAAAUCAUUCAGCUUAGCCGUAGUAAAUAUUGCUUUUUAGAAUGUAUGAUUGGUUCCACUGGCAAAUUUAAGGUUUCAAAUAAAGUAGGAAAAUCUAUAAGAGGUGCAUUGUAAAAAAUGUAUCAAUAACAUAUUUACUCCCAUUUUACAAAUUCUUAAAAUAUACUCAUUUUCGAAAAAUAUUUAAAAACAAAACUGAAUAUUUUAUUAAUAAUUUUGUAUAGUAAAUAAUAUAAUUGUACUUUUUUGUUAAUAAAAUAAUACUUAACAUAAUAUCAUAAUCAAUGAAAAUAUAAUAUAUUGGUAAGGAGUAUGGACGCUCUGAUUCCAUGUAAACAGUAAAUAGUAAAUAGUGUGUAUGCGAGUAAAUAAAAUUAAGUUUUAUUUACUAACUACAAUGUUGUGUUUUAUCUAGAUAAAUGUUUUAUCCAGAUAAAUGAGAUUUAUGUUAUCUGAGACAUUAUCCGAGAUAAGUAAAUAAAUCAUCUAGAUAAAAUGUAAUAUUUUAAUAUUUAUAUUACACAAUAUGUUAAUUAGGUAAGUAUCUCCAAUUAAAAAAUAUUAAAUUUAUAUUUAUACAUUAUUAUUAUUAUAAUAUAAAUUAUUCAUUUUACAAUCACUGGUAUUAUGAAUAUACUUAUAUAUUAUUUAAAUUUUAUAAUUAUAUAUAUAUAUACGAUCUCUUGUCAUUUUUCGAUUGGAUUAAUAUUUCUGAUAGAAAAAAAAAGUUGCAAAAAUUAAAAACAAUAAAAUCAGUAACGCCGUGGUGUGUCGUAAAUAUUUGCCGUUUUUACUAUAAUCUUCUUUCUAAUUUUUCCCAAUUAUUUUGAAAAUCUCUCGGAAAAUCAAAAAAUAACCAUUUUAAUGCACUGACUAGAGAAAAUAUCUUUUCAGAAAAAGUACUUCAUUCUACACAUCGGAGCAAGAAUCUGUUAGAAAAGUUGUUUAGAGAUACACAAAAAAAAAAAAAAUAUACACAUAGUAAAACCAAUAAAACCCUUGCUACGCUCCGAAUCUAAAAAUGUUUUGUAUAGGCACGUUAAGCACGUCAUAUAAUUUAUUAUUUUUUGCGUCUAUAUAAUUUUUAUAUAUUUUAGUUUUAAGUAAUUGUUUUGUGUAUCUUUACUUCUAGUUUUUAAUUUAUUAAUGUUUAUAGUCGAUUUUAAAGAUUUUAUUUUAAUGAUAUUAUGCUGCAGAGAUCCUAAAUGGACAUUGAACGAUCACGUGAAAUCGCUGUAUUCAAAAUACAAGUGUUGGCGGAUUGUUUAUUGGACUUUGUGGUCGGAAUGCCAUUUUAUGAGAUGUGCACGAUGUCAAAACACGUAUCCGGUCAAAAAUCAAAGGUGGUGUCAAUUCCAUACGCAAUUGCCACAAUAUUAUCCAGUGGAAAACAAUAGACAUCUUUACUACCCUAAUGGUGACUUUUACUUUAUUACCAUAGAAUAAUGACACGUUGUUGGUUUGAUAAAGGUAAAGGUUGAUAAACAACCGGGAAUCUAGGCCAUUUAGACUCUUUGACUAAUGGUUCUUCUGUGGUUAACAAGAUCCUUCGGGCCAAUUAGUUUCCCUAUCAACUAGAAUCUUACUAGAACGGGAAACUACGGGGGAUUUAGAUAUCCGUGGGAAUCUGAAUGGCCCAUGAUCUAGGUAAACUGAAGUAUAUUGUUUCCCAUAAAUAUAAUUUUGUGAGAAAAUUUCGUUCCAGACAAAUAUUUUCUGACAUUAUAAAUCUCAAACAAAUUUACAAAUAUUAAAAAUACAAAUAAUAUGUAUACAAAAUGUAUAUACAAAUUAUAUUUAUAUUUCUGAUAAAAUAGAACGAUUAUUGUAUUUGUACAACUGUAAAUCCAUAGAGUAUUACUUUGAUUAAAAUCUAUAGUUAUAUAUUUUAUAGGACGUUAUCCGUGUUGCAGCGAAAGAACUUUUAAAUACGAGCCAAUCAAAAAUCCAUUUGUAAGUUUUUCAUUUUACUAUAAAGAAAAUUAACGUUAAAUAUGUUCAAUAUUUAGUAUGAUAUUUUCACUAUUUACCUGUAUAUAUUACUUUGAGUUAACAUAAUUAUAAUAAAACCGAUUGAAUUUUAAUGCUAAUCGAAUUUCGAAAGAAUGAUCAGACUCGAUAAUUCGACCAAUUAAAAAACAUAACGAAUGAUGUUUAUAUGGAAAAUAAUUGUAAAAUGAAGUUAAGGUUAUACAAUGAAAACUAAAUUAUUAGUUAUAAUCAGGGUAAAGGACCUAGCUCAAUAAAAUAGGAAAUAUGUAAGCACAACCAAUUUUUUUAAUGAUAUAAUUAAAAAAUGUUAAUCAUUUAAAAAUAUCUAAAUCAUAAAAAAAAACCAUUACUAAUUGAAUUAUAUACCAUACUAUGAUCAAAUUAAUAACAAAAACCUUUUUGUCUUAACGAAAUUGUUAUUUUUAAUUUAUAUUGUUUAAAUUAAGUAAACACUAGUACAUUUUAUUGAUAGAAUGAUGAAUUUGAUUAUUUUUAAAUAUCUUUUUUUGAUAUUUCUUCUUCUAGCAUUAAAAAAAUAACAUUAUUAAUGUAUUAAUUUAUGAUUUUAUUGAUAAUUUUCGUCCUGAUAAGGUUUUUUCUUAAUAAAUUAUAAAAAAGUCCCAAAAAGCAUUAAAAAAUAACCUAUAAAUAUUUCAAAAAGCUAAAAGACAUAAAUAUGUAACGUAAAAUUAUAAAUUUGGCUUUGUCGCAACAUUAAAUAAAUUUAUUUUAAAAUGGUCUUCUUUUAUGACUACACAAAAUAAAUAUGUAAAAUAUAAAUGCUAGAAUUCCUCUAACCUAGUUAUAAUAGUUAAUAUUAUAAUUUACGAUGAAAAUAAUUAACUUGUUAAGGUGAUUGGACAUGUCUUGAGAAGAGAGGAAUCAGAAGCAAUAAGAUGGGUACCAAAUAAACGUAAGAGGAAAGAGAGAAAGAGGAAAACAGAAAAAGAAGUGGUUGGUUUGAAAAUAGUAUGACACUCAAGGAUAGACAGUGUAUGCGAGGUAGAAGAUCAGGCCAAAUGGAAGAUGAGGAAGAGGGUAGCAGACUCUAAUAUUUAAGAGUAAAAUAGUUUACGAUUGUUAAAUACUUUGGAACAUAUUUCAUUGAGCUGGAAAUCUCUCUAUAAAAACUCUGUGAAAGGACGCAUAAAGAAAUUGUAUAAUAAUCUUCAGGUAUUAUCAUUACUGAUGAUUAAUGGUUAGCUCUUUUUUUUUAUCCGUUAUCGUUUAAUAGAUAUUUCCAUAUAAAAAAGUCGUUUAAUAUACAUUUUAAAAUAUGGUGGGUAGACAUUUAUAUGCUUUCCAUGUUGUGAAAAGUGAAGGGGGUAGAAUCGCUUAAACUUCCCUCUUCUGUGUCUACAGCCCUGUGCCAGCCAUUAUAUUAGUCAAUAAUUACCUACUUAACCUAUUUAAAUUGUUUAUUAUACGUUUUUAAAACAUAAAUAUUUUAAAACAAAAAAUAUUGUUCAUAGGUUAAUAAAAAAAAAAAAAAAAAAUGUGACGACUGAUAAUAGUAAUAAGUGUAUUAUAAUAUAUUAAGUAUCGUAUACAGUAUAGAUAUAGGUAUUUACUACUUAGUGUGUAGUACACAUUUUAAUUUGUAUAAUAAAAUAUUUUUUCACAUAACGUUAACAAUUGAUCAUUGUAUAGUAUAGGUAUACCUGUUAAGUGUUUAUUACAAUAAUUUAAUGUCUUAUAGCUCAUACAAAUAUAAACUACAACAGACUUUUCUUACUGUGUUUAAUUUGCCUAACAACUCGAAUCUAGUCUCACAGUAAUACGUAUUACAUAUUGGUUAAAGAUAUGAACUAUUUACAAUUAUUACAAGUUUAACCUCGUGGUCCACUCAUAACUCAUAAUUAAUAAGGCUCGUACGUUUUUUCCACACAAAAUCUUUUAAAUAUGCACCUAACCACGCAAAAAUUUUUAUCAAAUACCUAUAUGUAGUAAAGCAACUUUAAUUGCAUUAUAAUUACCAAAAAAAAUGUCCAAACAAGAAAUAAGUUUAUUAGGUAUUAUUAGUAAUAAUAUUUUAUUACAACGUUAAAUGUUUAAUCAAUUCACUAAUAAGUCUACAAAUUUUUUAAGUGUUCAAACCAAUUUUGUUUUUUUGAUGUUGUAUAUACUAAAAAAAAUGCAUAAAAAACCUAUUUGACAAUGUGACACUUCAAAAAAUUAAGAUUUAAACAUUUUAAAGAAAUCAAAAAUGCUCUGUAUUUGAUUAUAUGCUAAAAUAACUAAAAGAAACUCGAGAUAUGCAAGUUAUAUUAUUAAUUAUUAUAAGCAGUUAUAAAUUAUUUAUUAUACCGAAUUCUGUCAGCCGAUAGGAACUAUAUAGGAUAUAACUCUUCUAGUCACAUAAAAUUCGCAUAUUAUCAUAUUUUUUUUACAGGGUUGUCAUUAUCGAGAACACAUCCCGUUGCUUGAGCACACCGUAGAAGUGGAAAUAUAUAAACUUAUGCAAAUGUUUCCGUCUGUUACGACCGUUGACGCGCCAAUAUUUUUCUCUAAAGGAUUUACAAAACUUGUAGACGUACACGGUAGAUACCUAAUUAGCUACAUUAUAAAUAUAUAUAUAAUAUAGUUGUCAAAAUGUAUAUGGCGUCGUAGAAACUUUAAACCUACAUUUAUUUAAAUAUGCACGUUGAAAAAAAUGAAUCGUUACUUUUGAAUAGGUGAGAUGAAAGACAACGAUCAAAACACAGCUUGGACCGGCGAGCCUCAUCAUCGUUUUACUCCAUUCAUGGGUACCUAUAAUAUAAUAUUUAAUACGGUUACCUAUAGAGGAACUUGUACAGUUGUUUCCCUAUGAUAACAGAAAAGCAAAAAUCCAUGGAAGCAGUGAAAAUAAUUUUCUCAUGUGAGCUACCCGACGUGGUUUCGCAAAACAAAUCGAGCCAUCGAGGGUUAUUUUCAAUUAAGUUCUGACGUGAUAGAGUAAAUGAAGGUGGCUAAAGGCCCUAAACGAAGCAAUAUUGAAGUAUUUGAGGUUAUGUUCUAUGAUUAAUUUUUCCUUGUCAGAUGUACACGAGAAGAACUGACCUCAUUCCUCAUAUAGGGUUUAAGCACAAUGAGUUUAUGAAUGAUAUAAACUGUUUCCUAUUUAUAGUUACAAGCGAAGGAACGUCAAAAAAAUCGCAAUUUUGGUGGGACAGUAUUGUAAUAGGAACAUCGUCAAAUAGGAGACUGUCAUUAUUGACAGAAUUAUGGGAAAAACCGUUUACCAAAAGACUUACGUCACCAUGUACCAUAAGUAAAAUAUAUUUAAUAAAUUUAAUUGCAAUACUAGUAUAGUCGUACUUAUAAAUCUAUCAUGUUGUUUAAUUAAUUAUAAUUUAUUUUUUACAAAAUUAAAGAUGAUAUUGCGUACGAAGCGACCGAAGUUCCGACAAAUGAGAUACAUACAUCGUUUGGGGGAUCAUCGUUUGAAGAAGUUGAAGAUUCAUUGUCGAGUUUUAGCGACAGCGAAUCGGGUCGUUCUGAAAAAACGACUUACAACAGUAAACAACAAAAGGUCAAGCGAUCUUCAAAAGCCAUUAGAACGUUGAAACAAAGAUACAGGUAGGUCGUAGGUAUACCCAAUAAAUGAGUGUCUUUUUAAACUAUACGUUUAAAUUAAUAAUAAUUUCAGGUAUUCCGGAACUUAUCAAUGGUCGUUGACGGCACCGAUGCGUUGUAAUCAAGAUAAUCAGAGAGAAUACGAAGAACGAUGUUUCAGACAAAUUUCUCAACAUAUGUUACAUCAAAAUAAUAAUUCGAACGCAGAGUGUAGUGGAAUAUUGACUUCCAAUAACCCUAUGGAUUUUGGUCAACGAUCCGGUAAUAAUUUUUGGUUAUACUGUUAUGUAGUCGUUUUUCAUUUUAAAAAUAUACACAUAUAUACUCGUGUGUGUAUAUAUGUUUAUAGGUUGACGGAAUUUUUUUUUUUUUGUUAUCAGGUGGGUAUUUUGUAAAACUCGAAUCAGAAUUUCUAUCAAAAAUCGAUCACAAAACUACUCAAAGACCAAAUACAGUCGAUACUAAAGGACACGCGAAAACUAAACUUAAGAAAACACCUAAAUUAAAUCAAUAAUAAGGAAAAAAAAAUGUAAAAAAAUUAACUUGCUACAAUAUAUUAUCAUUAUUAUUUUAGACGUAAUUUAUUUGUUAUCGUUUAACAGGAGUCGUCAAUAAAAAAAAAAAACAAUUUAAGUUUAAAUUCAAUGUUUUUAUUCAAAUGCAAAUACACAAAACAAAAUUGUUGAAUAUAAAAUAAGAACUACAUAAAUAUAAUAAUUUACACAAAAAUUAAAUUAUAGUUGGGUAUAACCAACAAAUAUAUUAUAGUUAAAAUAGGUUGAAAUUGAUAAAUAGGAUGAAAUAACGACCUUGGUAGAUAUAGUCUAAAAUUUGAAAAUAAUAUUAUUAUAUUAUUAUGUAAAUAUUUAAGGUUACCCUUUGGUUUGGUCGCCUACUUCGCGACUAGAUAAUACACACACACGCGAACACACAUACAUUUAAACACAUAUUUUGUAUCAAUAUUAUUAGCAAAUAAUACAUAU